AUGUUGAUAACGCAGGAAGUCCAAACGAUUUGUUUACAGAAGAAUGUCAAAAAUCGAAAUCUGUUGACUUCGCAAUUGAAUCGCAUUAAAAACUUAGCUGUCCGAAAUCGACAAGUAUGUGCAGAUUCGAUCACCAAGAUCAACAAUACGAUAAAUCUCAUCAACGAACUUCAGAUGGCCACUCUGUCGGCGCAAUCCGAAGAGAAGGACCGAUUGAACGUACUGAUGAAAGAGAAAGCUGCAUUCGAUGCGAAAUUGAGCACUUCAACGGCAAUGCUCCAUGACGUGAAUAAAGAUUUGAAAAGGCAACUUGAUCGGGUGAAACAAUUGGAAAGUGAAUACACAGAAGCACAAAAAGAAGCAACGCCGAGGGUGGGUGAGAUAUUCUUUUCGGCAAUAGUCGAUAUUGUCAAAUUUGCGCCUCAGUUGUUGUCGAAUGUUAUGGCACAUUUACCUUCCGCGCCGAGCGUUGUAGAGCGAAUGCCCUCACCAAAGCCAACGGCAGGAAAUAAACAGACAAAUGAGCAAGUUGAUGAAUUGAAUGUGAGUUUCUCUUUAGUUCUGGUGAUGAAGAACUGA
Molecule: messenger RNA, 579 nt
Organism: Anisakis simplex (herring worm)
Lineage: Eukaryota; Metazoa; Nematoda; Chromadorea; Rhabditida; Anisakidae
Source: the annotation of a GenBank genome assembly